Pomacea canaliculata is the source of this 1826-nucleotide messenger RNA. RefSeq lists its product as uncharacterized. The record is from RefSeq and is a predicted model, not a curated record. NCBI's taxonomy places the organism in Eukaryota, Metazoa, Mollusca, Gastropoda, Architaenioglossa, Ampullariidae. The transcript is spliced from 5 exons. Gene Ontology annotation, cellular component: membrane. Gene Ontology annotation, molecular function: hexosyltransferase activity. The coding region runs from base 228 to 1703 and encodes 491 amino acids.
GGGAUUGUUACUGUGAUGUCGUCACACGAGAUUGUAUGGCGCUCUAGCAUGGAGAUAAUUCUACAAGCGCGUCGUGCGCCCCCAGGUAGCUGAGAAUGGGAGCGUGACAAAGACAGGGACCUUACUCUGUGCUCAGCCGUCUACAGUUCUGUCUAAUGUCUAGAUGUCAGUCUAUCGACCAAACUACUUACCUGUGAUCGGAAAGGACAAAUCGCAAGCUAUCAGAGAUGUUUGGUAGAGUCAUAACGGUGCAGUUCAUUAUAAUAGUCUAUUUGUUUUUUUUCUACGGGGCCAUCAUGUACACACAACUGGAAAAAAGAAACCGUCUUUCUGCAGAGGAUCGAUCGGGGGUGUCCCCACUCCAGCCUUCCGAGACGUUUCAGAAAAUCGUAAGGCAUCCAUCUAAUGGCAGACAGAGAAAGCGAGCGAGUAUCCUGGCGUCUCGGCGAGACGAUCUGCUACGGGAACCGCUGACGUCAUCCUACUACACCAAAUGCACUCUCCUCGACCCCAGAGAGGGCAGCAGAUACGGCUGCUUUAAGAAGGAGAAGGUGGCGUUCAAGGGCUUUCUCAACAUCACGGACAACAGAACGCUGCCCAGAAUCAGUUCACUGCAGCGCGUUGACCGCAUGAACGUCGCCCGUCGGGACAUUGAGAUUCAGGACCAGGACUUCUUCCGGCACGUGGCCCGCAGCACCGUGACCUCCAACAUGUUUGAUGCUGACGACGAGGACUACCUCCAGUCUUUUGGACAUUACUUUAUUCUGCGCCCUUACCUCGUCAACCAUUACGUGCCGCGGUUUUUGAUUGGCCAGGACAUCGGGUGCUACGCCACGCGCAACAAAUCGGGAUCGAAAGCCUUUUUGGAGUCUGUGAUGAGUGAUGUACCCUACUUGCUUGUCGUCGUGUUCACGGAGCACACAGACGUGAUGCUGAGAGAGGCCAUUCGCAAGACGUGGGGUCAAGUGGAGACAAACUGGGCUAACGAUCCAGAACAGGAGAGUCACCGUAUAAAGCUCUUGUUUGUCCUCGGUUACCGGGAGGAGUUCAGCGACACUCAGCUACAAAAGGAAGCGACACAAAAGCGAGACAUUGUUCAGGCUGACUUCAUAGACACCUACCGUAACCUGUCGUUGAAGAUGGUGACGGCCCUGUACUGGGCGCGAGACUACUGUCCCGGCGUGCAGCACGUGCUCAAGGUCGACAGCGACACCUUCAUCAACAUGAUGCUGCUGACUGCGCUCCUCUCAGCUCUGCCUUCCAUGGCCCAGACUGCCCCGGGGCAUCGCUGGAUGCUGGGCCAUGUCAACCCCAAACCGGUUGUAAUUAAAAGUGACAUUGAGUAUGGCCGGUGGAAAGUGGACAGCAAUCUUUAUCCGUUUGACCAGUUCCCUACCUACUUAUAUGGCCAUUCAUACGUCAUUUCCGGCUGCGUCAUCGAUGACCUUUUACGAGCUUACCACCGGAUGCCACUCAUCCCUGUGGAGGACGCGUACUUCACCGGCGUCCUGGCCAAAGCUCUUGGCAUCAGGCGGCUCCAUAGUCCGUGGUUCGCCACUUACUUCAAGUUCCCCUCAGGAUUCUCUCUGACUUCCCCUGACCUGCUAAUAGAUGUAACGAUGACAAACUUCGAGGACUGGACCAAGCAGUUACAGUUUUACCUCACCUUUAUCGCCAAGUACAUCCACAUGAUCCGCUACUAGCAUCAUUGAUAGGCUUGGUAAACUGUUUACUCCGAUACGACCUUCGACCUCCAGAUCUUCAGGACAUUUAUUUCAAGGAGGAGGAAUUGAAUGUAGUGAGUUAAGGUUAUAGACCUUUUUUAU